Macrosiphum euphorbiae (potato aphid) is the source of this 324-nucleotide messenger RNA. The record is from the annotation of a GenBank genome assembly. NCBI's taxonomy places the organism in Eukaryota, Metazoa, Arthropoda, Insecta, Hemiptera, Aphididae.
AUGAAUCCUUCAAUUGAAAUGUUGGAAUAUGGAAAUUCGUUUGUUUUGUGUGAAUCUACUAUUGGCUAUGCAAUAAAUAAAUUAAUAAUGGAUGCCUCAUCAGCUAAAGAAAUAAAAAAAUGUUCUAUAGAUUCAUGUGAUACUCAAGUUGAGAGUAUUUUAAAGUAUUUAACCUUCCAAGUUAGUGAUAAAAAUGACAUAAAAGAACUUCAUUCUUAUAUUGAUACCAGAACACAAACUGAAUAUAUGAAUUGUGGAGAUAAUUGCAGCGGAAUAAAAACAAUUUAUUUAUUUAUGCAUAUGACACUUUCGGCUUAUCAAUAA